UUUUAUUUUUUUUUCAGUGAGCUGAGGUGUCAAAGUGAGAAAAGUGGUCCACUGAAAAGAACUACGCCGCACUAUUUUAUCUCUCCUUUUCUCUCGUUCCUUCUUCAGGAGCUAUUCGCUUAAGAAGCAUAAACUCCACUCCCUCUCCUCUAUUUCUUUCUCUACCACAUAUCUCUUUCAACUUUCAAAAAAGAAAAGGGGGGGCAUCAUGGCACUCGUUUCGCAGGCAGGUUCAUCAUACGGCAUCCAGACAGAAAUGGUUCGGAGUAAAGCUGGGCAGAUUUUUAAUUUGUCAAGCAAUUUGGAGGCAUUGCGAAUGAAGGAAAAUCUUGCUGGUGGUUUUUCUUCCUUAUCAUGUACUUCUGCUAAAAAGACAAAUAUUUUGCAUAUGGAUUCUGCAAGGUUAGAAAGGAAGAGGGGGAAUCAUGUGGUUGUUGCUGCGAGUCCUCCAACAGAUGAUGCUGUAAUUGCAGCAGAGCCACUAACAAAAGAGGAUCUUGUUGCGUACUUAGCCUCUGGAUGCAAGACUAAGGAGAAUUGGAGAAUAGGGACUGAACAUGAGAAGUUUGGCUUUGAGUUUGGCUCUUUGAGACCUAUGAAAUAUGAGCAAAUAUCAGAGCUGCUUAAUGGGAUAGCUGAGAGAUUUGACUGGGAUAAAGUAAUGGAAGGUGACUACAUUAUUGGGCUUAAACAGGGCAAGCAAAGCAUUUCCCUGGAGCCAGGAGGUCAAUUUGAGCUUAGUGGUGCACCUCUUGAAACUUUGCAUCAAACUUGUGCUGAAGUCAAUUCACACCUUUAUCAGGUCAAAGCUGUUGCUGAGGAAAUGGGGAUUGGAUUCCUAGGAAUUGGGUUCCAACCGAAAUGGGAACGUAAAGACAUACCUGUUAUGCCAAAGGGAAGAUACGAGAUUAUGAAAAAUUACAUGCCCAAAGUGGGUACACUAGGACUUGAUAUGAUGUUCAGGACGUGCACUGUACAGGUUAACCUAGACUUCAGCUCAGAAGCUGACAUGAUCAGAAAAUUUCGUGCUGGUCUUGCGCUGCAGCCUAUAGCAACGGCCCUUUUUGCAAAUUCACCAUUCACAGAAGGGAAGCCAAAUGGUUUUCUCAGCAUGAGAAGCCAUAUUUGGACAGAUACUGACAAUAAUCGAGCUGGCAUGCUUCCCUUUGUUUUUGAUGACUCCUUUGGGUUUGAGCAGUAUGUUGAUUAUGCACUUGAUGUCCCAAUGUAUUUCGUUUAUCGGAAAAAGAAGUAUAUUGAUUGUACUGGGAUGACCUUCCGGGACUUUCUGGCAGGAAAGCUUCCAUGCCUUCCUGGAGAACUGCCAACACUUAAUGACUGGGAGAAUCAUUUGACAACAAUAUUUCCUGAGGUCAGGCUGAAGAGAUACUUGGAGAUGAGGGGAGCUGAUGGAGGACCUUGGAGGAGAUUGUGUGCUCUGCCUGCAUUAUGGGUAGGUUUGUUGUAUGAUGAGGUUUCACUACAAAACAUAUUGGACAUGGUAGCUGAUUGGACCCCGGAAGAAAGACAAAUGUUGAGAAAUAAGGUCCCAAAGACUGGUCUAAAAACACCAUUUCGGGAUGGAUUGCUCCGUCAUGUUGCAGAAGAUGUUUUAAAGUUGGCGAAGGAUGGCUUGGAGAGGAGAGGGUAUAAGGAGGUAGGGUUCUUGAAUGAGGUAGCUGAGGUGGUUAGAACAGGUGUAACACCUGCCGAGAAGCUACUGGAGCUGUAUCAUGGGAAAUGGGGACAGUCCAUUGAUCCCGUUUAUGAGGAGCUACUCUACUGAGUACUGAGGUGAAUCAGAUUCUUGUGGACUUUAGAAUCUUCUUCGUGUAGGCCUCAUUGAUCUAGAUUUAAGCUGUUUUCCUUUUGUGGUUGCUGACACAUUGUCUCGGAUGAAUAAAGUUGUGUUGUAAAAUCUUCACCCCUCAGGGCACCUAUUGUAGUUGUCAGCCAGAACAAACAUGGUUCAGGUUGUGUAACAACAAGUGAUUAUCUGAAUAAUCAAACCUCUUGACAUUUUUAGUCCGAACUUACUGUAGUGGACAACUGAUCAUGUAAGUUUUCUUGCUGAACAAAAAAGUACCAGUUCGAAUAUAACACCUUGUGGUGCAAUAUUCAUACAAUAAUAAAUGUUUUAUUUUCUC
Molecule: messenger RNA, 2147 nt
Organism: Cannabis sativa
Lineage: Eukaryota; Viridiplantae; Streptophyta; Magnoliopsida; Rosales; Cannabaceae
Product: glutamate--cysteine ligase, chloroplastic
Exons: 16
Coding region: 209-1786 (525 amino acids)
Biological process (GO): modified amino acid biosynthetic process; glutathione biosynthetic process
Molecular function (GO): glutamate-cysteine ligase activity
Source: RefSeq, a predicted model, not a curated record